Molecule: messenger RNA, 2656 nt
Organism: Pieris napi
Lineage: Eukaryota; Metazoa; Arthropoda; Insecta; Lepidoptera; Pieridae
Gene: AkhR
Product: adipokinetic hormone/corazonin-related peptide receptor variant I
Exons: 8
Coding region: 227-1423 (398 amino acids)
Biological process (GO): G protein-coupled receptor signaling pathway
Cellular component (GO): membrane
Molecular function (GO): adipokinetic hormone receptor activity; peptide binding; G protein-coupled receptor activity
Source: RefSeq, a predicted model, not a curated record
UUGCUACCAGUAGCAAUCCAGUGCUGAGCCCACGCGCGUGUCACACAAUCGCCUCUUACGACGUGACAGUGACGAUUCCGAACAUUCUAACAUUUAGAAGAGUUAAGUGCAGUGAAACUUAAGUGAAGUAUUGUUAUCGGGAUGUUGAAACUUUUUGAUACAUCCACAUGCAUCCGAUCUCAAAAAUGAUUUGCACUUACAACUUCAGAUCGUGUCAAAGAUAAUCAUGGAUAUAGACGAGAAGGUAUCAGGUCCUGGCGGUGCGUCUCAGAAGAACUGGACGCACCUCAACACCAGCGAUGAGUUGCCCUUAGACAUGCGUUUCAAUCAUGGCCAUAUGGUCUCUAUUACCGUAUACAGUGUGCUGAUGAUGGUAUCAGCAACUGGCAACUUGACAGUGUUGUCGCAGCUUGUUAAGAGAAGAAGAGCUGGUAGAGCCAGCAGGCUGGAUGUCCUGCUGAUGCAUUUGGCUGUUGCCGACCUUAUGGUAACAUUCCUCAUGAUGCCACUGGAGAUCGCGUGGGCUGGCACCGUGCAGUGGCUUGCUGGAGACAUCAUGUGCCGCUUCAUGAUGUUUACUAGAACAUUUGGGCUGUACCUCUCCAGUUUCGUACUCAUAUGUAUCGCUAUUGAUAGAUACUAUGCCAUACUGAAACCUCUGAAUGUAACAUGGGAAGCUCGGGUGCGUCGGGCGCUACUCAUCGCCUGGGUAUGCGCAGGAUUAGCCAGCCUGCCACAAAGUUUUAUAUUCCAUUUAGAGGAACAUCCUGAUGUCAAAGGGUAUUACCAAUGUGUGACAUAUGGAUCUCUUCCAACAGAACGCCAUGAGUUUGCCUACUUCCUUCUUAACAUGGCACUCAUGUAUGUAGCUCCUCUGCUUUUUACUCUGUACUGCUCUUCAGCCGCCUUAUUGGAGAUCAUUCGCAGGGCUAACACAGCUAAUGAUAAAAUGCGACGCAGCGGUGUUGGCAUUCUUGGAAGAGCCAGAGCGCGUACACUUAAGAUGUCUGUUACAAUCGUACUUGUAUUCUUCACUUGUUGGUCGCCUUACUACUGCUAUUGCUUGUGGUAUUGGAUAGAUAAAGAUAUAGUAAACCACCUGGAUCCAGCAUUCCAGAAAGCCAUGUGGUUAUUUUCCUGUACAAAUUCGUGCGCUAACCCUAUUGUCUAUGGUGUGUUUAACAGAAACCGCUGGACUUGGCGAAGCGGCCCUCAUGCCCGUAAUCGAGGAGGUUGCAUGAGACGAGGUUCUAGAUUCCCUCACGGUGACUCCAUGGAAAUAUCUGCUGCUACCCUCGCCAGAGCCCGGUACUCACUACAUAGCGAUAGACAUAGUCGGCGAGAUUCCGCGCGGAGUUUUGUGAUACCAAACGGCUCCCAGAAACAUAUAAAUAACAAUGACCAGAUAAAUGGUGUUGUUUAAUGUUUAAACUAUAUACAUAGUGUAAAUAUACCAUUGAAAACUUAUGGCGUCUUGUAAACGCAGAACGCAUUCGUUUAAAAUGUUACGUAUUUUUUGUAAUGAAUUUCUGAAUUGAACUUUGCUUUUCAGAAACAGUUUAAGUACACCCUGUGUCGUUCUCGGCAAUUCAAAUUCGAAAUAUUAGAUGUUGGGGAGGUCGAGUAUGAACUUUUAGUAGGAAUAACCCUAAAAAUGGCCAAAUUAUUUGCGGAGAACUUCAUUACGAAACAAAGCAACCAAUUAACGUGUACUAAGUAAGCAUGCUUUAGUCAGUAAUAUAAAAUAUAAAUUAUUGUAAAUAGAUAGACUUUACACACUUCAAACAUUAAUGUAAAUCAACACUAUGAUUUGAGAGCUUUAAAGUAUAUGUUGUGGAACAAGUCUCUGAUAAAUAUAUUGUAAGUUUCGUGUAUAUAUGUUAUACCAAUGUGCCUUUUUAGUGAAUUCAAAGGCCUCUAUGUAUAUAAACGAAUAUUGAGAAUAAUGUAACAGAUUCAUUCCUGUUACUUUUUUUAUUUACAGCCGUACUUAGCGUCAUUAAUUAUGAUUAAAUCAGUUAAGUCGAUAUUGAACCAAGAGUUUCAAUACCACAAGACAGGUUUCUUAGUAAUUUAAACAGACUAUAUACAAAAAUAAUAAUAAAUUUUAAUAAUCACCAUAGAUACUAGAAGCUAGACAUUUAUUUAUUUUAUUUAUUUAUUCACACUUCGUUGCAAUAACAAUAUAAAUAAAAGUGUUCAUUCAUAUAUUCAUAAAAAUUAUAAGGGAUGAAACUGGCGGCCUUAUCGCUAAUAAGCGAUUUCUUCCAGGCAACCCUAAGACAUUUUUCACUAUGAUUAGCUUUGGUUUUAACUUUUGUAGCUGUACCUAUAAUUUUUAAUCAGCCGAUUUAAAGAUAACUUAUUUAAGCGCUAAGUACGGCUGACAUGUUGAGUCUAUGGUUUGUUGAAUACAUCUUAUCUACACUAAUUACAACUAUUACUUAAUACUCAAUACAUUCCUAUAAAAUGAGAUAUAUUUUUAUGUAACAGACUGACAAAGUUCCAAGAGAGUGGAAAGUGGUUAUUAAGUAUAACUGUUAGUCAAGUUUAUUUAAGUUAAGUAACUAUGUUAUUAUCGGCUGUGAGGCUAUAAAAGUUAUAAAUCGUAAAAAUAUUUUACAGUUUAGUUUAAAUAAAACUAACUUGAAAACUU